This is a messenger RNA of Octopus bimaculoides (California two-spot octopus), 2961 nucleotides long. Its product is annotated as splicing factor 3B subunit 2. Gene Ontology annotation, cellular component: U12-type spliceosomal complex; nucleus. The record is from RefSeq and is a predicted model, not a curated record. NCBI's taxonomy places the organism in Eukaryota, Metazoa, Mollusca, Cephalopoda, Octopoda, Octopodidae.
UCCAGUUUACGCUAAAACUUCCUGUUAAUGACCGCGUUGGCCCAGGAUUUCUUUCUGUGAAUUUUUAUGUUUUGUUUAUUCGAUCCCUAAAUCAAACUUUAAAUUAAUUCCUCGAAUUGUCCAUUUUGGUCAACUAGGAUCAAAUUUGAAAUACAAAUAUGAAAUCUCGUUCAAGGAACAAGAAGAAGCAACCUUCAAGAUCAGAUGUGGACCUGGAUCCUGCAUCGGAUGAAGAUGCUGGUCCUUCUGAAAUGGACGAAGAACUUCAACAAAAAGUUGUUCUCCAGCAACAGAUGUUGGCCCUUCAACAGCAUCAGCAGCAAGCUGCAGCAGCAGCAGCAGCUGUAGCAGCUGUCAUGUCCCAGCAAGCACCACCACAACCACCAUUACCACAACCUCCACCGCCUCCACCCUCUGGCCCAAAUGCAUCACCUGCUGCUUCUGCUGCUGGAGGAGAAUACCUUCAAUUGAUGGAGAAAGUUCAACAGCAGCAGCAAUUAUUAGAGGCUGAAAAACAGCAACAGAUGCUAAUAAAACAACAAAGGAUGAUUCUAGAUCAGCACCAGGCAGAUGAAGCAGAGAUGAUGCGCCAACAACAACUGGCUAUCAUGCAACAACAACAAGAGGCUGCACAGAAAGAAGAACAACAAAAGUUUAUGCAUCACCAAAUGCAAUCAGCUCAAAUGAUGCCUAUUCCACCCCCACCACCCCCUCAAAGUUCAGAUAAUCAGCUCCCCCCUCCACAGUUUGUGACCCAGGCUAGUGGUCCACCUCCGCCACCGCCUCCACCACCACCACCAACGUCAGGAUUGCAGCCACCAGGUCCUCCACAGAGCAUGGCACCACCACCACCUCCUCCCCCUUCUCUUCAGAGUAUUCCUCCCACGACAGCAAUAGAUUCAAAAUCUCAGACUUCUGAACGACAGCAGAAAGAAAUAAAAUUGCCCCAGGCUUUAGAAAAGAUUCUCGCUUUUAUGGAUGUGCGUGCUCAGGAAAUAGGUGCAGUAUCAGAAGAUAUAGAUAAAACUGAAGCACCAGAAAAUCAAGUCAGAAUAGCUGAUGCUGACGAUGAGGAUGAUGAGGAAGUUACAAGUAUAUCUAUUACAAGUGCAACUCUAAAUGAUGCUGAUGAGGAAGAUGACGAUAUGAAAAGUCAAGAAAAGGCAAAAGAGAACAGGACAAGAAAGAAGAAGAAGAAAAAGAAGAAUAAGAAGAAACAUCCAGAAUUCAUGCAAGAUGCAAAUGACUUAAAGAAAAAACCUGCUAAAGAUGAUGAAAAUGAUCGAAGUGUGGAAAUAGAGUAUGUACAAGAACAGUUAGAUAUUGGCCACUUUGAUGUUAACUACCAUGUUUUUGCAAAGAUAUUUGAGAAUUUCAAGAUUGCAGAUCCUGAAAAACCAAAAGAUUUCCAAAGACCAGAAGAAAGAAGAGAAGAGGAAAAAAAACCUGAAGAAGUUCCUAUAAAGGCUCGAGGACUCAUUAUAGACGAUGAUGAAGACUUAGUGGCUGAUGAUGAGGCACCAAAGUUGUCAAAGAAGAAGUUGAAGAAACUCACUCGCUUGAGUAUUGCACAAUUAAAACAGCUUGUAUCAAGACCUGAUGUAGUGGAGAUGCAUGAUGCUACAGCUCAGGAUCCAAGACUGCUUGUACAACUCAAAGCCACCAGGAAUACGGUUCCAGUGCCACGUCAUUGGUGUUUUAAGAGUAAAUACCUUCAAGGAAAGAGAGGUAUUGAAAAGCCACCUUUUGAACUACCAGAUUUUAUCAAAGCUACUGGAAUUAUGGAAAUGAGGGCUGCUUUGGCUGAAAAGGAAGAUCAGAAAACCUUGAAAGCAAAGAUGCGUGAGAAAGUGCGUCCUAAACUUGGCAAGAUUGAUAUUGAUUACCAAAAACUCCAUGAUGCUUUCUUCCGAUGGCAAACCAAACCAAAAUUGACCAUUCAUGGGGAUCUUUAUUAUGAGGGUAAAGAAUUUGAGACACGUCUUAAAGAGAAAAAACCUGGUAAUCUCUCUGAUGAACUGAGAACAGCCCUGGGCAUGCCAGUUGGUCCAAAUUCAGAGAAAGUUCCCCCGCCAUGGUUGAUUGCUAUGCAACGAUAUGGACCUCCUCCAUCCUACCCAAAUCUCAAGAUCCCUGGCUUGAAUGCACCAAUUCCAGAAUCAUGUUCAUUCGGUUAUCAUGCUGGAGGUUGGGGUAAACCUCCUGUUGAUGAAUCAGGCAAGCCAUUGUAUGGUGAUGUUUUUGGCACCCAAAGUGGAGAAUUCCAGACUAUAGUUUCUGAAGAAGAAAUCGAUAAGACUCAUUGGGGUGAAUUGGAAUCAGAGUCAGAAUGUGAAGAGUCUGAAGAAGAAUCUUCCGAAGAAGAAUUAGACACAACAGGGCUUAUAACCCCUGGUGCCGAGGGGUUGGUUACACCGAGUGGAAUAACAUCAGUUCCGAUGGGAGUAGAAACACCUGACAUGAUAGAACUGAGGAAGAAACGUAUAGAAGAUGCAAUAGACCAAGGUGGUGAUACACCAGCUCUUUAUACAAUUCUGCCAGAGAAGAAAACAAAUGUUGGAGCAAAUAUGAUGGGAUCAGCUCACAUAUAUGAUAUGUCUGCUGUAACUGGAAUGCCGACUCAAAAACGAUUUGGUGAAAAAGGAGGAACUGAAGCAAUUGAAGUUGCUUUGAAUCCCGAAGAAUUGGAUAUGGACAGUGCAGCAAUGCAAGCCAAGUACGAGCAAACCAUGCGUGAACAACAGUCUCAGUUAGAAAAGGAAGAUUUGACAGACAUGGUUGCUGAACAUGCUGCCAAACAAAGGAAACGGAAACGACAGCAGCAAGACAGUGGAAAAGCCAAGAAAUAUAAAGAAUUUAAGUUCUAGGUGUUUGACGCAAAUCGCCUGUGUAUUUUUUAUGUCCAUCAUUUCCCCAUUAUAUUUUUGUUAUUGUAUACAAAUAAAUGUGAUGAGAAUAUUA